AUGCACCAUCAAUAUUCAAAUACCUCGAACUGGAAGGUAUAUAGAUAUCAUUACAGCAAGGACAAAACAAUCUCACCGUUUCUUGUCCCGGCACAUCAGUCGACCCAACAGGAAUUAAAUGCAUACCGUCACAAAAAUAUCUUGGACAAGAGCCAAAGUCGUUUCUCUCAAACUUGGAUGCCAUGGCAGUUAGACCUUGUUUGGAGACUAUGUAUCUGGCAUGGAUUAAACCAUAUAAUAAUUCUGCAGAAUGUGCCAAUAACGCUUUGUUUGGCAAUUCUGAUGCAUUUCGUUUACUUGUACCAUUCCGUGAAUCAUUGUUAUUGCUGGUAUUGGUGGUUGUAUUGUCAGUGUUAUGAUCUUCUGCCGUUUCAACUUGGUAAUCCAAUAUUGUGUAUAAUGCUUCUCUAUAAUAAGGUACUUGCAGAGACAAUCCAGUUAGAUUGA
Messenger RNA from Candida albicans SC5314, 447 nucleotides. RefSeq lists its product as uncharacterized. NCBI's taxonomy places the organism in Eukaryota, Fungi, Ascomycota, Pichiomycetes, Serinales, Debaryomycetaceae. The coding region runs from base 1 to 447 and encodes 148 amino acids. The record is from RefSeq and is a predicted model, not a curated record. The transcript has a single exon.